UGAUACUGUGAUUGUGUGACUGGAACAGUGAUCGGUAGCUCGCUGUGUUAUCCUGAAACUGUUUCUUCCAACUCUUACCGCAUUCAAAGCUCACCUGAAAAGGUUUUCUCAACUAUAUUGGGAGACUUUAUGCCACCGAUAAAUACUUUUGCCGCUGAUUGACUGGACUGUGACUAUGAAGAGGAUCAGGUUAUUGCUGGUCUUCACGACGCUCCUGUUACAGGAUGCAAUAUGCGAACCGCCCGUGGAUUCAGCCUCACUCCCCUUAGAACAUCGAGGCGGAGCAUAUGGUCCACCACUUCCUGCAGCACACACCGAUGACCCUUGGCCACUCGCAACACCAGACAGUCCUAAAAUAAAGCAUCUACAAGUACAAUGUGAAAAAACUCACAUGAGAGUAAAUAUCGAAUUCGAUCGGCCAUUUUAUGGCAUGAUAUUCUCGAAGGGAUUCUAUAGUGAUCCUCACUGCAUGCAUCUUAAGCCUGGUACGGGCCAUUUGAGUGCAACUUUCGAAAUAUUCCUUAAUAGUUGCGGUAUGUCAAGUUCUGCCAACCAUAACGUGGCAGCUUAUGGAAGUCCUACUCCAAGUGGAUCAUAUGUCGAAAACACUAUCAUAGUCCAGUAUGACCCGUAUGUUCAAGAGGUAUGGGAUCAGGCACGAAAAUUAAGAUGUACUUGGUACGACUUUUAUGAAAAAGCAGUCACCUUCAGGCCGUUCCAAGUAGAUAUGCUACAUGCUGUUACAGCUAACUUUCUCGGCGACAACUUGCAAUGCUGGAUGCAAAUUCAAGUAGGUAAAGGGCCUUGGGCUUCGGAAGUAUCGGGUAUUGUGAAAAUUGGUCAAACCAUGACAAUGGUUCUCGCUAUUAAAGAUGAUGAAAAUAAAUUUGACAUGCUCGUAAGAAACUGUGUAGCACAUGAUGGUAAACGAGCACCUAUUCAACUGGUUGAUCAAUAUGGAUGUGUUGUAAGGCCUAAAAUUAUGAGCAAGUUCCAAAAAAUUAAAAACUUUGGCCAAUCAGCCUCAGUUGUAUCAUUUGCAUAUUUCCAAGCAUUUAAGUUCCCUGAUUCAAUGAAUGUUCACUUCCAAUGUGUAAUUCAAGUUUGUCGAUACAACUGCCCUGAGCCAAAAUGUGGAGGAUUAGGUGCUGAUUACGGUGUCCCGUUACUGGGUGGUAAUGCCUUGACAGCAGGAGAAUAUGGAUUGCCGAAUGCAGCUCAUGGUGAAUAUGGACCGCCUCCACCUGCACCACACUCUGAAUAUGGAGUGCCACCUGCAUUCCCAGACCCACGGCAUCCUGCUGACGUUGCAGGCGCAUAUUCCGAAAAACGGGAUGAUGCAGUCCCACCCCCACAAGCACAAGUUUCAUCAACACCUAAUGCACCUAGCCCAUCAUCGCCCGCACCUAAUCGUGAAGAUGACGAUGUAAACUUACCCCCACCUCCACCACCGGGCCGACGCGGAGUUUACAAUACAGUGAAGAGGAAAGACGAAGGCCACGGAAACCUUGCAACACUGGGCGGACGUCCACGUUCUGUAGAAGAUUUACCAGAUAGCUUACUUGGAAUAAGGAGGAAGCGUGAAACAUCAACACGAAUUUACAAGCGCGAUGCUCAAGAGAUGACUGAUGUCAAUACGAGCCGAACGAUUCAAGUAGUAGCACCAGGGGACGUGAACUUUGCUUUAAAUAAUGCUGCAGCCAAUGAGACUGUUGUGAUCCAGUCUCCAGCAACCGAUCCAGAAACGAUAUGCAUGUCUGUGCCAUCGUUCGUAGCUGGUCUCGUUAUGUUAUUAUUAGUGCUGGUGGUAGCAUCUUUGGUAGCCGCGUUUCUUUUCGUGCGCGUUCGUGCGCUCGAUAGGAAGGGCGGACAUGGCACCGCCGCAUACUUCGAGACUGAUUAUGUGAAGCAUACAAACUAACGACGAUAGAAGGCGUGAAUGUGAUGCGUGGACAUUCCAUAAACUCUUCUCGGAUCCAAAGAGCGUGCGUGCAUCGGCCCCGGCCGGACGGCGGCCAGCUGUCGCGGUUGCGAUCGAAGCUCGGUGACAUGUGACUUAUUUAUUUAGUAAUUUAAAACGUGUGAUGUAUAUGUUCGACUGCUUUUUGUAAAUUAUUUUAUUCGUGUGAAAACACUAACUGUACUGCCCUUAUAUAGUCGAUAUGUCUGUUGUAAUUUUGUAAAGAGUCGUAAGAUAAGAGAUAGACAUAAGUUGUAUACCAAUAAAAUGGCGUGUGCGAGUGAUGA
Messenger RNA from Nymphalis io (European peacock), 2247 nucleotides. It is a transcript of the gene dyl, whose product is annotated as cuticlin-4. The record is from RefSeq and is a predicted model, not a curated record. Bases 176 to 1921 code for a protein of 581 amino acids. The transcript is spliced from 4 exons. NCBI's taxonomy places the organism in Eukaryota, Metazoa, Arthropoda, Insecta, Lepidoptera, Nymphalidae.